Molecule: messenger RNA, 1260 nt
Organism: Arabidopsis thaliana (thale cress)
Lineage: Eukaryota; Viridiplantae; Streptophyta; Magnoliopsida; Brassicales; Brassicaceae
Product: Nucleoside transporter family protein
Exons: 8
Coding region: 1-1260 (419 amino acids)
Biological process (GO): nucleoside transmembrane transport
Cellular component (GO): membrane; plasma membrane
Molecular function (GO): nucleoside transmembrane transporter activity
Source: RefSeq, marked reviewed
AUGGUGGCUAGGUUCGAGAAUCAAGCUCCUGAAAAUCUUCACGGGAAGUAUCAAGCAAUGGUUGUUUGCUGUAUUCUUGGAAUCGGAUCUCUUGUUUCUUGGAACAGCCUGCUCAGUGUCGGAGAUUACUACUACCAAGUUUUUCCGGAUUACCAUCCUUCAAGAGUACUCACAUUCGUAUACCAACCAUUUUCGAUUGGAACAAUCGUGAUUUUCGCUUACAAUGAAUCGAAAAUCAAUACUCGAAAACGUAACCUGAUUGGUUACAUUGUAUUUACAACAUCCAUAUUCUUGCUCAUCAUUUUGGAUUUGGCAACAAAAGGACACGGUGGGAUCGGACCUUAUAUUGUUUUAUGCGCAAUCGUUGGUUCAUUUGGCUUCGCGGAUGCUUCUGUACGAGGAGGAAUGAUCGGAGACUUAUCGUUGAUGUGCCCUGAACUCAUUCAGUCAUUCGUAGCGGGUUUGGCUGUAGCUGGAGCUCUAACAUCAGCAUUUAGGCUGAUAACUAAAGCAGCUUUUGAGAAAACACAUGACGGUCUAAGAAAAGGAGCAAUGAUCUUUUUAGCUAUCUCCACAUUGGUAGAGUUUCUAUGUGUUCUGCUAUACGCAUAUGUGUUCCCGAAACUUCCAAUUGUUAAAUACUACCGAAGUAAAGCUGCUUCUGAAGGAUCCAAAACUGUUUAUGCUGAUCUUGCUGCUGCUGGUAUCCAAAACCAAUCAGUUUUGACUGCUGAUGAUGUUUCCAAGGAUAAACGGCUAAACAACAAAGAGCUGUUGCUUGAAAAUGUAGAUUAUGUAGUGAAUUUAUUUCUCAUCUAUGUUUUGACACUAUCCAUUUUGCCCGGGUUCUUAUACGAGAACACGGGACAACACGGGCUAGGCUCGUGGUAUGCGCUUGUCCUAAUAGCAAUGUACAAUUGGUGGGAUUUAGUUGGGAGGUACAUACCGAUGGUGAAAUGGCUAAAUGUUGAGAACAGAAAAGGACUAACCGUCGCGGUUUUAACCCGGUUUCUCCUCGUUCCGGCUUUCUACUUCACUGCAAAAUAUGGUGAUCAAGGAUGGAUGAUUUUGCUCGUUUCCAUUUUGGGAUUAACUAAUGGACAUCUCACUGUUUGCAUUCUUGCCAAAGCUCCUAGAGGAUACACGGGCCCGGAGAAGAAUGCGUUAGGAAAUUUGCUGGUGCUAUUUAUAUUAUGGGGAGCAUUUGUAGGAUGUGCUUUGGGUUGGUUAUGGCUUAUUGGUAAGAAAAAUGCCUUCUGA